Messenger RNA from Hypanus sabinus (Atlantic stingray), 10151 nucleotides. It is a transcript of the gene uvrag, whose product is annotated as UV radiation resistance associated gene. NCBI's taxonomy places the organism in Eukaryota, Metazoa, Chordata, Chondrichthyes, Myliobatiformes, Dasyatidae. Gene Ontology annotation, biological process: SNARE complex assembly. The record is from RefSeq and is a predicted model, not a curated record. Gene Ontology annotation, molecular function: SNARE binding. Gene Ontology annotation, cellular component: lytic vacuole; endosome. Bases 1093 to 3102 code for a protein of 669 amino acids. The transcript is spliced from 16 exons.
GCAGCUCAAUUACAUUUAACUUUUACUUACACUUGGGUACGCUUAAGUUUCAUCGUUCAAGAUGUAUAUUUGGUAACUACAUUUCUUCGAUUUCUUGGAGCUGAGGUCGUGUCAUACAAGUGCAACAAAUCCGUGGAGGCAGUUUGGUUUGGUUAGAAUUGGCCUCGACAAUCCCUCAAACUUUUCUUCUGUGAUCCUCAUCGUAUUCCUUUAACACUCUCCCUCGACUCCACGCUCCCUCAUGGCCUCUCGCGCGCCCUCUCAGACCGCAACCAAUGGCAGCGCGAGCAUCCAUGUGACCUGGACGUGCUCCGCCCACCGACUUGAGGCUCCCUCGUCCCGAAACCAAUGGCGGCGCGAGUUGCCUGUCUGGGACCACGUGAUCACUGGUGCUCCGCCCACCAACCGCCGGCUCUACCGUCCUGCAACAAAUAGCGGCGCGAGCGGGCAACCGACAACCACGUGAUCCGCCACGCUCCACCCACCGACCAAUGACUGAGGCUUCGGGGAACUUCGGCACCAGCGUAAGUCGCUCCGAACAUUUCACGAAUCAGAGGACGCGGAGCGGCCGGUGGGCGUGAACAUCCGGGACGGGGGUGGGGGCAGGGGAACGGGUUAGUACGCAGGCGCUGGAGACUGAAGCGGUCGGCCGGUGGAGGAGGAGGAGGGUCUCAGGUUGUUGUUUUGGUGGCGGCGGUGGAGGGUGAUUUUUUUAGCUCCGGCUGUUAGCAGGGACAAAGCGAGAAGCAGGACGGGGCAGGAAGGGUGGAAGGGAAGGGAGCUCGCCUGUGAAGGGAGAUCGUUGAUCCUGCGCUGAUGCGAGGUGAAGCCCGAGGCGUGCGGCCACGGCCAUGAACCCCAGGAAUGUCGGCUCAUCCCGGGCGGUGCACGUCGAGUUAACCUCGCAGCAGAAACUAAGAAAAUUGAAAGAGAAGUACGUCAUUACAAUAAGAUUUAAUGAUCUCUUAUUGAUGGGUGGCAGUUACAUCUGUCCCAAUCCUGCACAUUCUGAUGGUAAUAUGUGACCGCUUGAAAUAGAGCUGCCCUGCCCGUUUGCUCCGGUUGGUGUCGCUGCUGAGGCUGGCCGUGUGCAUGUGUCUUGGUGUCAUGUACCCCUUUCCACGAUGGCAGAUCGGCUCUCAGCGGCGACUUCGACAUCUGCGAAGUAUUGCAGCACGAAACAUCGUCAGCAAGAAUGGUUCUCAUCUUCUGGACACCUACUUUAGCCUACAUUUGUGUGAUGAUAAGAAGAUCUUUAAAGCAUUUUACACCAGUGAGGUCAUAAAGGAUUCUUUGAACCCGACGUGGAGGAGUCUGGACUUUGGCUUGAUGCCAGAUCGCCUUGAUACUUCUGUUUCGUGUUUCCUGGUGAGGAUCUGGGGAGGAAAGCAGGGACAAUAUCAUCCAAUCAUUGAAUGGCGAGUGAACCUUGAUGGACUCAAAUACUUGGGCCAGCAGAUUCGGGCACGUAAUCCCAAUGAGGUAAUAUUUGGACUGAAUGAUGGUUACUAUGGAACUCCCUUUGACCAUAAGGAUCUCACUGAGAAGAAGAGAACAAGUCUUCUGCAAGUGGACCUAAGUUCCGUGAGGAAUUCCUACAGUGUAUUCUCUCUGCUCAGACUUCACACUGCCCAACGUGCAAUAAAACAGACUCAGGUAACUGUUCAAAGAGUAGGCAAAGAAAUUGAGGAGAAGUUGCGUUUAACAGCAUCAUCAACACAAUUGAAGAAGGAGCAGGAGCAUUUACAGCUGAAGAUCUUGGUGCUUCGAAAUGAACUCGAGAGACAGGAGAAGGCACUGGGCCGUGAGCUGGAGAUGUUGCAAAAAGAACUGAUUGCAUUCCAUGACAAGGAAAAAGUGUUCGCGAGUAAACAGCAUUGCUUACAAGUGGAGGACUCAUCUCUGACUGAAGAACGGAAAGGGUGUAUAGCAAAAAGAGAGAUGUUCCUGAAGACCAAUGCUCAGCUCAACAUCCGUCGUCGACAACUGCUGUCGGAACUAUCUUACAUCUACCCUGUUGAAGUGAAUGAUCAGAAGGAUUACUUCAUGUGUGGAGUAAAGCUACCCAAUUCAGAAGACUUCCAAGCUAAAGAUGAAGGGAGCAUCGCAGUCGCUCUGGGUUACACAGCACAUCUGGUGCUUAUGAUUUCCUAUUUCCUGCAAGUGCCCCUCAGGUAUCCCAUCAUCCAGAGGGGUUCCAGGUCGUCCGUCAAAGACAACAUCACAGACAAGCUUUCUGAGAAGGAGAGAGAGUUCCCUCUGUAUCCAAGAGGAGGAGAGAAGUUUCAGUUUGAAUAUGGAGUUUAUCUACUAAACAAAAAUAUUGCACAGCUAAGAUACCAGCAUGGCAUGUCCACACCAGAUCUCCGACAGACACUGCCUAACCUGAAAAGCUUCAUGGAACAAGGGCUAAUGGUGCGAUGUGACCGGCCUCUCUCCAGUACCAUUCCCGUGCCUCGGAGGCAAACGGCCAUCGCGUCAGUAGGCUUGGUGACGCAGGCUCGGAGUGGUGGAAUCCCCUCUCCAGACAAAGCUUGGAGGCAGUCGCGCGGGUGUUUGGAAGAAGAUCUGACCCCAAGCCACAAUGCAGCAGCGUGUCAAGCAGAGCCACCGCCGACGGACGCGUGCAAGGUGCGCACCUCUAUAAUGCUGGAGGUACCUGGCAGCUCCUUCAAGGAGGAGGAGGCAGUGUGUGACCCCUUUAAGAAUGGAGUGCACGGUAAUGAAAAUGGUGUUGUUGAUGAAGCGCCACGGUCACAACCAGUUUCCUCUGGGGUAAAUGGGAUGACAUUGCCCAGUGCACCCAUCGCUAAGUCCAGCAGCCCACACUCGGGUGACUUUGGCCACCCUAAGGGCGGAGGUGUCUUCUGCUCGGUGGAGCGGGCAGAGGAAAUCAUCGGAAUGGAAGCCACAGGCUUCAGUUCAGAAGAACAGCUAGAAGGAUUCUGCAUUCCUGUUGACCAAGCCGUGGCUGUGGAGAGCGAUGACCAGGUUCUGGGCGAGCUCGAUGCCGAAGGGUUUGAGGAGUUCUCCCGGAGGAUCUAUGCACUGAACGAGAAUGUCUCGAGUUUCCGGCGACAUCGCAAAGGCUCCGAAAAGUGAGACACUCAGGUCAAAGCACAGCAAAGACCUGUGAGCUGUAAUGAGAAGCCAAGUUGCACUUUCUGAGAGAGUUUGCUGAAAUGAGAUUAUGGCUGUUGCAUUUGAAAUGGAAAGGCUGAGAGAAAAUGAAUGAAUCAUACACAGAGAUGUGAGAAGGAGCAGAGCAAAUGCAUCUCGAUCCAUGGCUUUGCAGAAUGACUUCAUGUUAUCCAUGGCUGCAUGCUUGUAUCUACCAACCUUUGUAUGCAGAUAAACUUGCCCAGUCUUUUCAACUAAACAGGAAUCAGUCAAUUGGUCACCCUUUCCCAGUGAACCCAGGAUUACGUUCCUGGGACUGAGAGGAGCACUGAGCAUAACGCCGAAAGGGCACGAGAUCUGGCCUUCAGCCGCAUUAACGUUGUCCAGCCAGCACAGCACCUAUGCCUCAGUGCAGACCGCCCUCGUGCCGAAAAUAUGUCAACCCAGGAAGCUGCCAAGAAAUGACAACUGGCUGUGUCUGCUAAGUAACUUACGUGCAAUGACUCCAAGCAGAAUUUCUUUGACCCUGAUGCAGAAGCUCUGAGCUCCUGACAUUUCUCCGAGAUGGGGGCUUGCUGCAGGGUUCUGAUGAAGUCCUGCCAAACAACUUCUGGUUCAGGUUUCGUUUAUUCUUUGCAAUAGAACUUGCUGAAGGUAAUUGGAAAAUAAAAAAUAAAGUCAGUCAUUUGGUGGAAACCACUUUGAGAGCUAUUUCUCCAUGCAGUUGAAAACAUCAAGGAAAUAGUUUUAAUUUAAUUGGCCAAAUAUUGCUUGCCUACAUUUUGACUACAGAAUUGUACAGUCUCAGGUAUUGUUGACCUGUUUUGAUAACUAUCCGAACCUUCUCCCCUUCACAACUCGACAGCCACCUAGGAACUGAAAACAGGGAAAGUGCAUGAAAUUCCCCUAUGCAUUUGGUAAUAUAAAAGGCUGUGGGUGUGUGAUGUUCACUUAUCUGUUGAUUUAAUUGAUGUGAGCGGUUCAUUUUCUUUCCCUUGCACUUGUUUUACUAACCCCCCCCCCCAAAAAAAAAUUGCUUCUUAAUCUAACCUCUGAAAUAUCAGAUUUAAAAUAGACAGUUGUUCCGGCCCUCCUGGUGAGUCAAAUUUGACGUUUAUAAAGACUUCCAGUGACAACUCAUUAACCAGCACUGUGACUGCCCGUACAAAAAUCACACAUGUGAAAUUGGGGGGAACAUUGUUUGGAAUUCAUAUUGGGCUCAUAGUGCCUCAGGGUAAAUCUGACCUUCAUAGAGACUUCUGGUGACAACUCGUUAACCAGCUCCGCAGCCGCCCAUACAAUUCAGGUUGGGGGGGGGGACACCACCCAGAAUUCCAGCACCUCAGGCAAACCUGACCUUCAUAGAUUUCAUUGACCGGUAUUGCCUCCAGUGGCUGAGCAGCCUCAGCCGGCAAGAGGCACCCAAUCUCAACCUCAUUGGGAGUUUCUGUUUUGAUGAAGUAGGUUAAGGAAAUAAUACCUGAAUUCAAUUGACAGGUGCAUUGUCCCUAGAACUGCUGCCUACCUGUGCUAUCUACAUAGUGUUAGGUUCAGUAUGGACUGAUUUAUACCUCCUUUACACAGGUGAUACUGACUAUAGCUCUGCUGCCCUCCAAGUGAGUAUGUGGACAGAAUACAUUUGUUUCUGGAUGUCUCCCUCAAGAACCUUUUUUUAAAAUUAUAAUUAAAUCAUAAUUUAUGUUGUCCACUGAGAUUUGAACUGCACAGUAUGUUGUACCAGCUGAACUUAAGAUACACUGGAAUAAGUUUGCAAAUGUAGCAAAGACAUUCUUUCGUCAAGAUUAAUGGCUCCUGUUACUUCGUACAACAAAUUUAAUCAAUCUUUGUUUCCCCUUUCCCUCCUUCGACCCCCCCCCCCCCCCCCGCCAAACCUUACUUUAAAAACACAACUUUCCUGAGGAUGAAAAGUUCUAGUGAACAAACCACUGCAUUGCCAAAGUAUUUGGUCUGGAGAAUUGAAUCUAAUUACAUUCAAGUAUUAACUAGCUUUACAGUCUCCUCUUCCUCACUUCGAAUCUUCCAAAACUUUUCUAACUUAGCUGUCUGGUCUGUUUUCAUCCCAGGUUCCAUUCACUGGGGUCAGAGGGCCCUGUUUUUGAAUAAAGAAGGUAUGGUUCGCUUCUGUACAGGGUUGGGGCAAGUGCAGAUAAGGGAGAACAUUCUGCCUGUGGGAUCUCUGUGCAAUUUCAUUUGCCUCUCCCGUGGCGUAGCACUGUUGAGUAUGACAUUUCACCAUGGCGCUGAUUUGAAUUUGACAAGUUAAUUUGGUGUGUGUUUUUUUUUGCUUUUAGAAGUAUUGGCAUUAUGAAUGUAAUUAUUUGUUUGCGGUCCAUUAAUGCAUACAAUUCUGUGUAUCGGCUGCUUGGAUCAAAUUUAAGUAUGUUUUUGUCUGAAUGCUGUUUGCUGUGAACUUUGGUGCUGAAGGCUUUCCAAGCAGCCAGUUGGGAGUAAGUACUUAUCCAUGGAGACUACCACCCAACAGCCCUGUACACCUGGUGUUCACACUUAAAAUAUACAUGUGCAUACCUUGCUGUUCCACUGAGACGGAUAAGACAGUUGUCAAUGGUAUGAGGCUGUUACAUUUCAUAUCUUUUGCCCCAUUAGAACUAUUUUCUUCUUCUUAAGGCCAUCACCUCUACAGGGGCAUUGUCUGUCGACUGCAGCUCAUCAAAGUCGCCAGUCCUGGACCAGUCCUUCAAGUUGUCCCCAUGUGUUGCCUAUUUUCCAAGAUCCUUUUCUCCCAGGGACAAGGUCGCUGGAGCUUUGGUAGCUCUGUUUUCUCUUACAGGAUGGGGUUGCUAGCCCAUACCCAACCCUCCUUCUUUUGAAGCCGGGCUUGGGACCAUCUGUGGUGGAGUUCACUAAUACCAUGCACUGAUAUUAUUUGACUGUACUCUUGAGUUUGCACACCAAAAUCAUUGGUUAGUUGCCCAUUGCAGACAGAGGAACUGUUGAGCUAAUCCACGCUGCCAAGUGAAUGGACUUGCAUCUUGUCUUUGGGAUAACUUUGGUCAAACUCUGAAGAUCUCAGUCUGUGGUUUGUGCUUUGCUGUCACCUUCACCUGUAGUUGGGCAUCUGUCACCCAAAUCCAAAACCAGAGGUUACUUAUUAAUAGCAUCACACAGUUGAAGACGGAGCAGUUCUGUGUGUUAGUACAGUGUGUUCAAUUCUUGGUUCAGAUAAUGAUGGGCUUGUGUUGCUUUUGGCUUUAAUGUUCCAUAGCAAUAAAACGUAACCCCAUCAGUAGAAAAUUGAACUGUUGCAUCCAGGAACAGGAUCUUUCAUCUUCUUAAGCCCAUCAACCCUACUGGGGCAUAAACUGCCGACUGCAGCUUGCCAGAGUCCUCUAUCCUGGACCAGUCCUUUUUGUCCCCAGGUGUAACCCAUCUUUGAAGAUCCUUUGGCACUUCUGUUGGUGUUUCUGUAGCUCUGGGCUUUUAUGGGAUGAGGUUGCUAGCCCCAUGCCCUAUCCUCCUUGUUCUGCAGUUGGGCUUGGGACCAUCCAUGGCAGAAUUAGGAACUGGAUCAGCUAGCUUUAUAAUGUUUGCAAUAAAUUCACAUACAUUCAAUGGUGGUCUAUUGAGCUUUCUCAAAAACUCAGUUCAUCACUCACGUGAGAGGACUAAAUCUCUUAAUCAGAGAACGUUACUACUUGUUUUGCCCUUAAUCAUUUGGAACAUAUGCCCUUGCAGUUUAGAUCUCUUUCCAAAUGUCCCUUACUGAAAGACACUUCACAUGAUUGAGCCAUGUAUGUACACAGCCCAAAUGACAGUUUUUAUCAUGUUAAACAGUUAGCUUAAAGAAGCUAUGGAAGUCUAGUUGAAGUUCAAGGUUGAAAAUAAAUUUAUUAUCAAAUACAUAUAUGUCACCAUAUACAACCCUGAGAUUCAUUUUCUUGCAGGCAUACUCAAUAAACCCAUAAUAGACUCAACAAAUGACCACACCAAUUUGGGUGUUCAACCGGUGUGCAAAAGACAAUAAACUCUGCAAAUACAAAAAACAAAUAAUAAUAAUAAAUAAAUAACAAGAACAUGAGAAGGACUUUCAAGAGUCCUUGAAAGUGAGUCCCUAGGUUUUGGGAGUAGCUCAGUGAUGGGAUGAGUGAAGUUAUCCACUCUGGUUCAAGAGCCUGAUGAUUGAGGGGUAAUAACCUUCUUCCUGAUGGCAGCAGGGAGAACAGAGUGUUUCUGUAACAACCCUUUGUAUAGAUGUACUCAAUGGUAAGGAGGCCUUUAUACCUGCUAGACUAGACCUUAAUCCACUACUUUGUGUAGGAUUUAGGUAUUUGGGUGGAAUCACAAUCUUAUCCAGUGUACAGUGAAUCUAGCACCAUCUUAUCCAGUUAAGGAACUCAAAGGAGUAAAUAAAUAACAGAUGCACUAGAAGCCUAGUUGGUUUAGGGUGAAACACAGUGAAGCUGGGGACAAGGGAUGAGAUCACAGAGUAUUCAGAGUGGUCAGUGUGACAUGAAAUCCAGACUGUAAAUUGUUCCUUCCUAGUUCAAGAUUAUUGUCAUCUGACCUGUUCAUAAAUGAAACAACGUUCCUCUGAACUAUUGUACACCCACAAUAUAUAUAUAUAUCACACACCCUACAUAAAAUUAUUCCCAUUUUCCCCCUCACUAUCUUUAAAUCUGCCAUUUACCUCUUUAUACUGGUUUACUGAGGGAAAAUAAAAGCUACUAGAAAAUUGGAUAGGCUGAGUAUUGAGAAACACAGGAGAUUCUGCAGGUGCUGGAAGUCCAGAGUAACACAUCAACAAGCAAACUGCUGGAGGAACUCAGCAGCUCAGGCAACAUCCAUGGAGGGGAAUAAACAAUCUAUGUUUUGUGUUGAAAUCCUUCAUCAGGUCUCAGUCCGAAACGUCGACUGUUUAUUCCUUUCCAUAGAUGCUGCCUGCCCUGCUAUGUUCCUCCAAUAUUUUGUGUGUGCUGAACUGGAUUUCCAGCCUCUGCACAAUCUCUUGAGUUUAUUACAAAUGAGCUGGGAAUAUUUUUAGAUAAGUCAUUGCGCCUGGUUUUCACUGCCACACCAAAGAUUUAUUUCUGGUAAACUUUCUUAGAGCAAAUAAUAUAAUGUCUUGUCUGUCAUGUUCUGCAUAAAGACUAAGCUGGCAGGGUAGAACUCACACAAUGUAGUGUGGUCUGGAUAAUCUUAUCCUGGCUGGUGUAUAACUAGCCUUCUCCCUCACCAUAUCAUGGACACUUUCUGCUAUUUUCCAACCAGGCCUAUUAUGUCUGUGCUCGACUCCAAGCUGAAAGUUGAGCCAUCACUCAGGGAGCAAUGGCCAGCUCCAACGAACUCCUACAUAACAAGGAUAUUGUUUAUUUUACAAGCAGGUUUCUUCUGGUAACAGAACAACAUAAGUACAAGAAACAACAAGACUUGUCAGCAGCAGACGAAUUGGAACUCCAGAGAAUUACUUACUUAAGCCCAUCGCCCCUAACUAGGGCAUAGGCCACUGACCACAGCUUGCUGGAGUCCUCUUCCAUGGGCCAGCCUAUCAAGUUAUUCCAGGCACAGCCCAUCUUGUCCUUCCUCUCCCAGGGAUGAGGUCCUUGGAGCUUCUGUAGCAAUGGAUUUUUAAUAGGAUGGGGUUUGCUAGCCCCAUGCCCAACCCUCCUCCUAUCACAGCUGGGCUUGGGACCACCCAUGACAGAGUUAGAGAAUUAGUCCAUCAAAACUCAUUCUUGGCAUUCACCUAAUCACAAGAACCUUACAAUUAUGGGUCAGUAUGUGGAAAGUGUCGCCUGCAAAGAUCCCACCCUUGUAAUCAGGUACAAGUCCAUCUUUCUGUUGAAUGGAAAUGCCUCCCAGCUCUAGGUAUCUAGCUCCCAGUAUCUAAAGUAGUGAUACUUCCCCGAAAGGUCGAGCAUUCUUACCAGUGCCAUGUGUCCUUCCACCAACAUUGUUAAAACAACAGAUUAAUCGUCGUCACCUUGCCAGUGGCAGAAACCUGCUGUGUACAAAUUGGCAGCUUUAAUGCAAUAUACUUUGUCCCACAGUUCCCUGACAGUGAGUGCAGCCAGGGUGAAGACCACCCAGCCCUUCAUCAAAUAGUUGUCCUUCCAGAGGUGUGCUUCUCUGAUGUGUAAAAGUUCUCCUAAACGCCACCUCAAUAUGUGUGGGAACCAGUUCUCACCAGUCUGAGGCUCACUUAGUGGAAGCCACCAUUUUAUUUCAUAACAUUGAGAGUGAGGGAAUAAGAUCCAGAUGGGGCUUAGAAUAUGGGAACCCCAAGAUUCUUGUAUCAUUCCACUUACAAAGCUGGAAGAUACAGUUGGUUGCUUGUCUCUGUAUAGCAUAGAAGCAGGAAAUGUGGUAGUCAUAGAGUGCUGCCUCAAUCAGAUCAGGUGAUAACACACUGCUGUUUGAUGAUUGGGAGAGCUUGAAGCCAUGAGGCCAAGUGGAGGUAAGCCAAUGCACCCUUGCCAGCAAUGAUGAGUUCAUUCCGAAUCUUCUGCGGAGCUGACAUACUUGGUUAUCACAGGAAGGCAGAGACAAAGUCCACGGAACAAUAUCCAAGCAAGUAGCGCAACACACACAAAGUGAUGCAGGAACUCAGCAGGUCAGACAGUAUCUGUGGAAAUGAAGGAUCCCUGCCUGAAAUGUUAACUGUUCAUUCAUUUCCAGAGAUGCUGCCUGACCUGCUGAGCUCCUCCAGCAUCUUGUGUGUGUUGCUCUGGAUUUCCAGCAUCUGCAGAAUCACUUGUGUCCAAGCAAGCUGAGUUUGGUUCUAAAUUUCUCCAUUCAACUAUAGUGGCACUAGGUCUGCCAGAAUCACUGCUGAUUUGUAGUUAUGUUCACCCUUCCCCUCACUUUGGUAAACCCUUUUAUAAGGUCUCUAUUUAUUAAGGAAAAAAUAUGCAGUGUUUAUUUAAAUUGUUACUCCUGCAAACAGUAAAAGGCUGUAAUCAUUUGCAAUUUGUAUUCACAUUCUUGCUGAUGAUUGAAGUGUCAAUGAAAAUCGUCUUGGUAAGCAAAACAAAAUAAAAUAUUGUUUUACCAUA